UCGUACCUAGUGGCAAAAAUCAAAUGUUUUUUAGUCUCCAUAGUGAGUUAAAGUACACAUUUGUAGGCUAUUCUAAAUGUAAAUUUUUAUUAGAGUGUGUAGUAAGUGUGCAGAGGGGCUGAACUUCUGUCUGGACUGGCAGUAAUGCGGCUUAUGGACGGAUGACGGUAUGAAGGAUGGCACCAUGGCUAACUUACUAUGUAGUUUUGCCUCUCCUCAUAUUAUACCCCGCCUGCCUCUGUUGUCCCGAAGGCUCGUUUGAAGUUAACAUCAAGUGCUGGUGGCAUAAGGUUACAGCUUCCACCCACAAUGUGUCAGUCGAGUGCCGGGCCGAUCUACCAAGCUCUGUGCUGAAUUGUGGACUCUGUCACCUGCGUGUUGUCGUCCCUGAGGUAGCGGCGCGUGUCUCACUGACUCAAUGCAGCCGCACAGAUGCAACCUUUAACUGGCGUAUGGACGAGCAACAGAUGCAGAAUGCAACCUGCAUGCUGCCCUGUGAAGGACACGCACCUCAAAACUGUACUGUACGCCAAGGCUAUCCUCCUCCUAUUUGCUCAAUUAGUAAUGCAGAAGGAAAUAUCCAUUGCCACUGGACAGGGUCACCCAACCCGAUAAAUCCAACCAACUUCUCCUUACACUGGCAACAGGAUGAUAUGGAAGGGAAGAGUCGUUACAUUAACGUUGGAGAGAGGCACCAUGGCAUUAUCCCUCGUGAAGAAUACUCAACUUAUUCCUACAUCAAAGUGUGGGUAACUGAUUCAACUGCUCUGAGCUACAUGAAGUCAGAUCCCUUUGUAACCUGCAACACAGAAAAUAUCAUUCAGCCAUCCACUCCCAACAUAACACUUCACUCAUCUAAUCCCUUGGAGAUUCUUUGGGAAAUGGAAGCACAGUGGCAGUGUGAGGUUCAGUACCGGAAGCAGUGCGAGCAGAAUUGGACCGAGGUUAAAGGAUUUUACGAGGGAAGUUUUUUGCUGGAAGACACCCUGCCAUUCACCACAUAUAAGUUUCGUGUUCGCUGCUGGGUUGACUAUCCUGAAGAGAACAUUAUUAUGAGUAACUGGAGCUCAGUCUACUCUGUCAACACUCCUGCUGAAGCUCCAGUUGGAAAGCUUGAUGUCUGGAGUGACUGUGAUCUUAAUUCGAAUGACUCCAGCUGUACCGUCUUUUGGAAGGAGAUGCCCAAACAGCAGGCCAGAGGCAACAUCAGCAGCUAUGUGGUAACAGUGACGCUGACCAAUGGCUCGGAGUUAAACAUGGAUAAAGCAGUGAGAGAGGGAUCUGAAAUGACGUGUUUCCAAUGUGGGAUGAAUACGGUUGGAGCAAAACAAGCAAGCAUGGUCUCACAUACUCACCGGAGCAUUCGGAGGUGCGCUCAGGAUCAGGACCAACGCUGCUUCUAUUACUGCCAUCUCAGCAUUCCUAUCACAGACGUGAAAGGCAUUCAUGUGAUGGCUAACACGUCACAGGGGAGGUCAAGUCCGGCACUUGUUGCACUGCCCAGAACUGGUCUGCUGCAACCAACCGGUGUGUUAAAUGUAACAGGAGCUGGUCAGGAGCUGAACGUUUCGUGGUCAGUGCCUCCUCAGUUUGCUGAGAACGUGCGUGAAUAUGUAGUGCAGCAUAAGCUUGUAGGACUUCCUCACACCUCAUGCCUGAACUGGGUCAGAGUGGACAAAAACCGGAAGUCUGUCACACUUAGAAGUCAGUUGGCAAACUACACAGCCUACAACGUGUCUCUGUUUGCUGUUGUCAACAACUGUAGCUGUUUACUUCAGUCUGCUAUUGCCUACACUGUUGAAGGAGUUCCUCCAAAAGUCAGAGACAUCCAAUUUAGACGAAUUAGUUCAAGCAGCAUAAUUCUGACAUGGACACCCGUUCCACUUAGCAAGAGCCGAGGACGGAUCCUGAAUUACAUAGUGGGCCUCAAUAAUCACACAAAAGAACACAAAGUGGACUUCGAUAAAAGCAGUUACCAGCUGUCUGAACUAAAUUGUAGUCAGGAGUGUGAAGUGUGGAUCAGCGCUGUGACUAGUGCCGGGGUGGGAGAGCGAACAUCUGCCACAUUCACCACAAAUGCUUUUGAUGGCAUCUCAGUGCCGAUUAUAGUAGUUCCUGUUGUGCUGACUUUAGUGAUCCUUGGGUUAUUCAUUGUUUUUGUUUUCUGUUUUCGACCCAAGCUGUUUGGAUGGAUUAACAGAAUUCCCGACCCAAUCAACAGUACUUCAUUUAAACAGAUGAGUAAUCAGUUCUGGCACUCAUGGCCUGAGUCGUCAAACUCCAUUUCAGCACAGUACAGUUUACCCAUCUCUCAAAUAGAAGUAAUUCCACUCCCUAAACCAGAAGAGAACGAUGAACAGAUAGUCAGGUUACCUGAACUGAAAGAGCUGCAGUCUGAGCCAGAGGAAGACAGAGAACUCACAGGGGACAUGGAAGAAGGGCAGCAAGAAUCUAGAGGCAUGGAGAGGAGUGAUUCCAUGCUAGCUCAUAACAGGAAAGAGUACAGCCAGGUGAUUGACAGCAGCGAUGAAGAGAGCCGAAAUGAUGAAGAUGAUGAUGAUGAUGAUGAGGAGUGGGAUGAGAAGCCGUCCUCAUCAGACUAUGAGAGACAUUUUCUGCCAUGUAUUGUGGAUACCUGACAGGCUUUUUGGUAACUGAAUCUGGAUUAUGGAUCAGCACAGAAGUGGAAUUAGUUCUUUUUAUAUUUGAAUUUGUUGUGGUGCCUUAAAUAUUGAAGCCAUGUAAAAAUAUCCUCUGAGAUAUUUUACUAACAAGCAGCAUGCAGGCGUCGUGAUUAACAGAGGGUCAAAUAAGGAGUGGCGUUACAUGUGUAUAAUAAGGAAUUUAUACUGAAUUUAUACACAUUAGUACAUACAGUAUUCCUGAAAUGAGUGGUGCUUUGAAGGUGCAUCAUGUGCAGGUCAGAUGUUUCCAAUUGUAGUACGACCUUAAGUGCCUUCCUUUUGCUCUAUUUUCAUCCUAGCCAUGAGCAGUCUGGACAUUAAGGAAAUGUUUUGCAAUCUCUGGUGUUCUUACCUAUAAGAUAAAGAAAACCCUACGAAGGAACUGCGUGAAUGUUGGCCAGAAAGGCAAUGCGGUGCUCUAUAUAUAUUGCUCGUAUAAUCCUGAUCAGCAUGGAAAAGUCAGAGAAAAACCUGCAAAUGUACAAUAAUCCCUCGCUAUAUCGCGCUUCGACUUUUGCGGCUUCACUCUAUCGCGGAUUUUAUUUGCAAGCAUGUCUAAAUAUAAAUCGCGGCUUUUUCGCUGGUUCGCGGAUUUCUGCAGACAAGGGGUGUGUUCGAAAAGCUAGCUCUCUCUCUACAUAGACGCAUUUUACGUCAUCCUGUGCGCGCUCCCGAUUAGGAGGCUGUUCCAAAUCCUAGAAGCCUUAAAAUCCUCACUUCUUAACUUUUCAACGUUAUUUUCACUCAAAAAUGAGUGCGCAUCCGAUGCUUCCUUAGUGAUCAAGACAAUCCCAGAAUUCAUUGCUGGUCAGGUGCUCCUCUCUCGCAGAAAAAUAAACAUGGCUGAAGGGCCGGACAAACGAAUGGAGUUCUUUUCAAACGUAAAUAAAAUAUUACUGAUUUUUAACUUGUAUAAA
Trichomycterus rosablanca is the source of this 3601-nucleotide messenger RNA. It is a transcript of the gene il12rb2l, whose product is annotated as interleukin 12 receptor, beta 2a, like. The record is from RefSeq and is a predicted model, not a curated record. Gene Ontology annotation, molecular function: protein binding. Lineage: Eukaryota; Metazoa; Chordata; Actinopteri; Siluriformes; Trichomycteridae. The transcript has 15 exons. Bases 177 to 2639 code for a protein of 820 amino acids.